AUGAAACUCCCCAUCGCAGGCCUCCUACUCUCUCGCGCUUCAGCGCCCUUAACAUACUGGAACGACCGCGAUCAGACAUUCGGAGCAACGCCGCCCAGAGUAUUCGAUAACCGAUCCAUUGAGAUUCUCCAAGAUGCGAUAGCAGAGCCGAAUGCCACCCGUGAAAUAUCGUUCCGCCCCUUUGAGGCAUUCACAGGCAACGCUCCUUUACUCGGACCAGACGAAUGGACAUGGCGUGUAAAUAUAUCCGAUUUCAGUCUCCCCCACCUCGCCCAAAACACCACCUCGGAAAACCUAGGUCGAAACAUCACAAACCCGCACUACAUCGCGACCUCAUACUCUCUCUCCUGGCCCCGCGGAGGGAACCUCUCAGCCGGCGGUCUCCGCGGCUCCGAUUCCCCUUUUUGCGUAACAUCCCUAGACGUCGAGUUCUUCCCCAACGUGACGAACCUCUGGACCGAGGAGACUAGCAACAGCACAGACUGCGAACCCGUCCUCGGCGAAUCAUGUCUCGACGCCCUCCGCCUCGAAGAUAAAACCCUCACCACCAAAGGCUGCGACGGGAGAAUGCCCUCGUGGAGGACGAUUCCGGAGUGUAAUGCCACGUUUGGGUGUGGUGCAGUGAUUCAUGGUGCUAGGACGAGUAAUCUCAACCCCAACGUAACGAGGAACUCCACCUCGACGACGGGGGACCCGGUUACGAGUGGGAGUGAGAUUUUGGGGUUCGGGAGCGGGUUGGUUGAUGGCGGGGAUGCGACGCAGACGUACCUAAAUGCUUCGAACCGCGUGCAGAUUCUUAUUUUUAAUACGUGGGUUGGGGAGGAGAGGUUUAAUGUCAGAUUGGCGAGGCCGAAUGUUCAUUGUAUGAGGGUGAAUUCGACUCGGGUUGCAUCGAGUGCGGCGUUCGGCGAGGGUUCGUUGAGUUGGGGGGUCUUGCUGGUUGCUGCUAUUGUGAACAUGUCUGUGUCAUUACUUUAG
Molecule: messenger RNA, 978 nt
Organism: Colletotrichum phormii
Lineage: Eukaryota; Fungi; Ascomycota; Sordariomycetes; Glomerellales; Glomerellaceae
Exons: 2
Coding region: 1-978 (325 amino acids)
Source: RefSeq, a predicted model, not a curated record